Puntigrus tetrazona (Sumatra barb) is the source of this 2010-nucleotide messenger RNA. RefSeq names its product hydroxysteroid dehydrogenase-like protein 2. The coding region runs from base 167 to 1420 and encodes 417 amino acids. Gene Ontology annotation, cellular component: mitochondrion. Lineage: Eukaryota; Metazoa; Chordata; Actinopteri; Cypriniformes; Cyprinidae. The transcript is spliced from 11 exons. The record is from RefSeq and is a predicted model, not a curated record.
GCGAAGUGGAGCGAAAGAUGGCGCAGUGUGAAAUGUUUCCAGAGUAAAGGGCGCGUUCACAGCUUUCGUUUUCAUCUGAGGGUCUUUCAGUGCGUGUUGGGUUUAUUAUUAGGCGCAUUGGCUCUUCAUUCACUUUCUAGAUCAGCUCAGACACGGCGCAGCCACAAUGCUGCACAACACAGGGAAGCUGGCGGGAUAUACCGUCUUCGUUACCGGAGCGAGUCGAGGUAUCGGGAAGGCCAUCGCUCUCAAAGCCGCUCGGGACGGAGCCAAUGUGGUCAUCGCUGCCAAAACCGCUGAUCCUCACCCCAAACUCCCGGGAACCAUCUACACCGCUGCUGCAGAGAUUGAGGCUGUUGGAGGGAAAGCCCUGCCGUGUAUCGUAGACGUCCGUGACGAGAAGCAGAUCAAUGACGCCGUGGAACAAGCUGUGAAGAAAUUUGGAGGGAUCGACAUAUUGGUCAACAAUGCCGGUGCCAUCAGUUUAACGGGAAUUCUGGAAACUCCAAUGAAGAAGGUCGACCUCAUGCUGGGCAUCAAUCUGAGAGGACCGUACCUGACGUCUAAACUGUGCAUUCCACAUCUUCUGAAGAGCAAGAACCCUCACAUACUUAACCUCAGCCCACCUCUAAACCUCAAUCCCAUCUGGUUCAAAAACAACACGGCGUACACCAUGGCGAAGUAUGGCAUGUCCAUGUGUGUUCUUGGAAUGGCCGAAGAGUUCAGGGGAGCUAUCGCCGUUAAUGCCUUAUGGCCCAAGACAGCCAUCCAGACGAUAUUAAUGGACGUGAUGGGUGGUUCUGGGAUUGAUAAACAGUGCAGGAAGGUGGAGAUCGUGGCUGAUGCAGCCUACGCCAUCUUUAAACAACCCAUCAGCUUCACGGGACAGUUCGUCAUCGAUGAGGACAUUCUCAGGAAGGAGGGCAUUGAGGACUUUAAUGUAUAUGCUGUUGAGCCAGAUCAUCCACUGCUUCCUGACUUUUUCUUGGAUCUAAAGCCAGAGGAUCUAGUCAGGCAGAUGGAGGAGCACGGUGCCAGUCCAGCUUUCAAAGUUGGAAAAGCCAAUGCAGAUUCUUCCGCCGCGGGACCUAUUUCUGACUUGUUCAACAAAAUCAGAGGAAUUCUCAGUCCAGAUGUAGUGAAAACCACACAAGCAGUGUACAGAUUCGAUUUAACAGGUGAGCACGCCGGAGUCUGGUACAUCGAUCUGAAGAAUGAUGCAGGAAGUGCUGGCAGCGGAGAACCACCCGUCAACGCUGACGUCGUCAUGACGCUGGACAGUUCAGAUUUCAUCAAGAUGUUCGGAGGGACGUUGAAGCCCACUAUGGCCUUCAUGUCUGGAAAGCUGAAGAUUAAGGGAGACAUGGGGCUUGCCAUCAAACUGGAGAAGAUGAUGGUCAUGAUGAAGUCUAAGCUGUGAUAUGAUCACUCACUCUACCGUCUCCUGCCUUACUUGUACAUGAUCUCUUUUCUGAAUCUCUGCAUUAAGCCAUUUUUCUGAUGCAAAUUUUAAUAGAGGAAUUUCUGUUACAUUUUCUUCACUGCAUGUUAUUUAUUAGUAUACUUUAGGUUACACUUAUUGCAACUGCCGCUGGUUCAAAAAGCAUCUCCACAGUAAUUAAGAACUUAUUCAUUAACUUUAUUGGCUUUGAUUUUCUGCUGUGUCAGAACAAGCAUUUAAUGCUUACAUUUUAAGAGCUAUAUAGUAAAAUGUAUUUUGCUUAACUUUGCUAAUAAAUACUGUUUAAAAUGAUACACUGUAUACUUCACUUUUUUUUCCUUAAACAUUUGUGAAUAAUGCAAAGAACAAAAAAAGUGUUUCAUUGCUUUAAACGUGUUACAAUUAUUCUGUAGUCUUUAAACACGUUUUUGUUGUUCAGACGUCAGGUUAACCUUCCAAUUUAAAGUCUUCUUUUGCCAAGAGUGCAGCUAUUUAUUGUAAAUGACGUAAAUAUCAAAUGCUGUCAUGUGUGGUUGUGUAAUAAAUUAAAUAUAAAUUCAGUACAUGCA